AAAUUAUUGAAACAAAGUUUUCUCUCAGAAUUUUUCUCGCAGCUAAUUUAUUAUUGCAUAUUGUUUGUAAAUGUGAUUAACACUAUAUUUUAUGAGAUAUGAAACAUCAACGACGAUUUUAAAAUAUUCAUGAGCAUGAAACAAUUCAACAUUAUCGUACAUUCAAUGUGUGAAAAGUGAAGUGUGAUUUGCAUAGAACCAACUAAAAACAGUAGCAUAAAAUUGACGAGAACUACAUCAAUCUGAAGAUAAAAACAAAAAAAAAGUGAUUCCAAUUUGAGGCUAGACAGAAAAAUAUUUUCAAAAAUCAUGGUUGAACCAAUAUUUGACUAUCAAUUUCGAUUGAUAUUGAUUGGAGACAGUACGGUGGGAAAGAGCUCUUUGCUCAAAUAUUUCACAGAUGGUCGAUUUGCGGAGCUUUCAGAUCCAACAGUUGGAGUCGAUUUUUUUGCUCGAAUAAUUGAAGUUAAAGACGGAACCCGCAUCAAAUUACAGCUAUGGGAUACAGCUGGUCAAGAGCGCUUCCGUUCAAUUACAAAGUCCUAUUAUCGAAACUCAGUUGGUGUAUUGUUGGUAUAUGAUAUUACAAAUCAUGCAUCUUUCGAGCACAUACCGUUGUGGAUGAUGGAAGCAAAGCGCCAUAUCGAACCUCAUCGGCCGGUGUUCGCAUUGACUGGUUGUAAAUUAGAUUUAGUGAGUAACGGUGCUCGCCGUGAAGUCAGCCGUGAUGAGGCCAAGGCUUUUGCUGAACAAAAUGGUUUAUUUUUCGUCGAAACAUCUGCACGAACUGGUGUUAAUGUCGAAGAAGUAUUCAACAUGGUUACAAAUGAGGUAUAUGCCCGAAUACAAAGCGGUGAAUACAAAAUCGAAGAAGGCUGGGACGGCAUAAAGCCUUCAGCAUUGUUUGGUCGGCCAAACAGUCUGGAUUUCAAUUUAGUGGUGGCCGAACCAGAAAAAUCGACAUGUUGUUGAUUAUCUAUACCAUUCAAUUCUGAAGGAUUGAUUUCAAUUCGUCACAAUGUAAUGAAUUAGUUUAAGAACAAAAAGCCACAUGAAUUUUCUACGAUACAAUCAUGCUAAAUGAUUUCUUUUCUUUUGUAUAUUAAUCCAUUUUCUGACGAUUAGAGUAAACAUUUAACUACUGCUUGUAUUUGUCCGAUUGAGGAAUACUGAAAAAAUAAAAACAAACUUUUAACAUCUCCAUCUCUCUACAAGCUCCACCUAUAUGCAGUAGACGUUUAAGAGAAAAUUCAUUUUGUAACGUGAACAUUUUCAACGCUUUCGUUUUUAUAAUAAUACAAAAACCACUAAAUAUAAUGAGAUGAAAUCAUCAAUUCUGAA
This is a messenger RNA of Contarinia nasturtii (swede midge), 1341 nucleotides long. RefSeq names its product ras-related protein Rab-39B (gene Rab39). Gene Ontology annotation, biological process: Rab protein signal transduction. The transcript has 5 exons. NCBI's taxonomy places the organism in Eukaryota, Metazoa, Arthropoda, Insecta, Diptera, Cecidomyiidae. The coding region runs from base 310 to 972 and encodes 220 amino acids. Gene Ontology annotation, molecular function: GTP binding; GTPase activity. Gene Ontology annotation, cellular component: Golgi membrane. The record is from RefSeq and is a predicted model, not a curated record.